UGUGCGGUCCUCACAGCCCUCUGUUGUAGCACCAAAGGGAGGAGGAGCCACCGCACACACACACACACACACACACACACCAGACACUCACACAGACAUACACACUCUCACAUCUCACAUCAUCUCUUCUGCACACUCACUGUAAGCACCAGCCAGGCCCGUUUGGAGAAGGGGAGCCCAGCCGUCUCGUCGCCCAAGAUGGAUGUACUGAUGAAGGGGUUCUCUAUGGCCAAGGAUGGUGUGGUGGCCGCCGCAGAGAAGACCAAAGCUGGCAUGGAGGAGGCAGCUGCCAAGACCAAGGAAGGGGUGAUGUAUGUAGGCAAUAAGACAAAGGAGGGAGUUGUGUCAUCAGUAAACACAGUGGCCAACAGGACCGUAGAUCAGACCAACAUCGUUGGAGACGCAGCGGCGGCCGGGGCCAACGAAGCGUCACAGGCGAGCGGGGAGGGGGUCGAGAACGUCGGCGCGUCGACUGGGAUGAUCAACCAGGAGGAGCCUGUAUACGAGGGAGAAUAUGGAGGAAUGGAGCAGGGUGGGGAUGGAGGAGAGGGGUAUUAGUCGUCUUCAGGACCUCCCCUCCCGUGCUCUCCAGUGGUUCCUCGCUCCCCUCGCCUCGCUGUACCAGACUCCAGAUGUUCAACAUAUUUUUUUGUGACUUUACAGAACCAAAAUCAACUAAAACAGACUCUUCCGGAUGCCACACCUCAGCACCUGUCUCCCCCUCUGCCUCCCCCCAGCAGCAGCCCUCUGCCACCUGUUCUCACCCCGUCUACCUCCCUUCUGAUUUUCUGCAGCCUGUAGCUUUUCCUCCACCGCCGUCUUACCCUCGCCAAGCCUGUGUGUUAGUGUCGUCCUGAUAUGAACCCUGGUGUUGUUACAGUCCCCCACGCCUACCAACCAAUAGGGAAACCUCACGCACAAACACACAUGUACACACAAACAAAAAGAAAUACCUUUAUUCCACACAUGCAUGAAACACACACAUACAGUACAUACCACAAAUGCCAGCACAGACACACACACACUGGGCAAACAUGUUAACUAGAGGACUUUUUUUGGGUGUGUAAGGUAUGCCUAUGCACUCCACAACAAUAGCUCACUGAGUGACUGAGGCAGGGUAUGAGAGGGUGUGUGAUCUGCUGUUUGUGUGUGUGUGUGUGUGUGUGCAUGCGUGGCUGCUGGUGUAUAAAAUAUAUCAACCAGGGGCUUGUGCAGAGAAUCGUGCAUUGAUGACAGAUAUCAUUCUGUUUUGUGUGUGCAGUAGUUAGAUAGCUACAGUAGACUGCAUGAACAGAUGUGUAGAAUGACUUGUCUCGUGUUGUAACUAUAGAGUAGCAGCUGUUCUGUGUAGCUUUGUAUGGCUUAGUGUGUGUUUGGCCUCGACAUUUAGAAACAGGGUUAUUUACCAGUAAGCAAUAAACAAAUGCUCAUUUUUCUCAGCAGUUAAGAGUGAAACCUUGAAUUGUGUUCAUGCGAUGCAUGAGAAAACAAGAGCAGUUGUUCCACAAGUUGUUACUUGGUUUCAAUUUGUCAAAAAAAAAUCACUAUAACGUUAAAUAUAUGUGGCUAAAUUCAAGUGAGAAGACAGACAGAUUUUGAUUCUUAGAUUCUGAUUGGUUCGUGGAAAUCCCUGACGACUCCUUUUCCACCAGUGUUGCUUUAACUUUGGCAGAAAAUAAUGUAUUCAUGUACGCCGGACCCAUUCAUUUAUAGUACUUAAAAAGCUGAUUAACUUCUUCAACCCCACAGGUGGGUCUGUCAUUACAAACUGAUUGAAUUUCUGGGGGAAUGUGCUUAAAUGCUGCACAAUAAAAUUAGAAUAAUUCCAAGAAAAACAUGUUGGGUUUGAAACAUUUCUCUCAAUGUAAACAUCAAAUAGCUUUGAUGAAGAGUUAAAAAAACUUGAUACAGAAUAUAAGUCAGACAAUCUACUGAAGAGGAAAUAUGAGCAGCUGAUACUGAUCACAUAUUGUUAUUGUGUACCGUAGUUGCUUUUUAGUCUUUGUGAGAGUGGUUUGCAUGCUAUCAAGAGAAACAUGCAGUGUGGACAUUAGUCAGGUAUUCUGAUUUCUGUGAUGAAAACAUUGAUUCAGUGAGAGAAUCGGUCAGCUAGAAGAACAGCAUGAAGGUUCGGGUGUUAUCAUGGAUCAGCUUUAUGUGUAGUUCUGUGUACAGCUUGAAUUCUGGGAUGCAUAGUUGUUUUUAAGGUAGUUUUGUAUUUCACGAGUCUGAACCUUGGUUGUUCUGAAGCUCCCACCCAUCAACUGUCUCAGCCAAUCAGAGAAUUCCCUUCUCCUCUCAGUCAGUGUGAUGCUACCUUUCACAGCUUGUCUGCCCGGCAUCAGUGGGUGUCUGUAUGCACUGUAUGUGUGUGUAUGUGUGUAUUAACAUAGAACCGGUCCAGCCAGCAAAGUGUGUGUGUGUGUGUGUGUGUGUGUGUGUGUGUGUUUCUGGAGCAGGUUUGUGUGUUUUUACUUUGAGGUCUAUGGAAACUGAUGACUGCAUGUUGCCUUAUCAAGCAUUCUCUGACAUUCACAUGCAUAUAGAUUACACUUGACACUACACUUGUACCAACACACGCAGCACACUCCAAACAACACACAAUCACAAUUCCCACCUUAAAUACACAAACACAAAAUCACACACCAUGUUUAAGUUGGCAUCAAAGCAGACUCGCUGAUUUUAUAAACAGUACCAGUGAAAUUAAAAAGGUUUUGGUUGAAAUCAA
Molecule: messenger RNA, 2728 nt
Organism: Perca flavescens (yellow perch)
Lineage: Eukaryota; Metazoa; Chordata; Actinopteri; Perciformes; Percidae
Gene: sncgb
Product: synuclein, gamma b (breast cancer-specific protein 1)
Exons: 6
Coding region: 199-558 (119 amino acids)
Biological process (GO): synaptic vesicle endocytosis; chemical synaptic transmission; synapse organization
Cellular component (GO): cytoplasm; axon terminus; neuronal cell body
Molecular function (GO): cuprous ion binding
Source: RefSeq, a predicted model, not a curated record